UCUAUUCUGACCGUAGAAGAAGAAGCAGCAGCACUGUGAGAGGCAGCAGGAGGACUGGAGCAAACCCAGCAGUCUCAGCCUCAUGCUUCAUCCAGGGCACUUCUCCUCCUCCUGUCCGCUGUCGAGACAAUUGUAAUGAUAUUUAUUUAUAAUAUUAAGCCAAAGAUAUAAGAAUAAUAAAAAAAAGGAGAGGAGGGGGAGAAGGGGGGCCGAGUCAUGGAGCUUUAUUGCCUGGAGUCGGACAUAUCUGUGAAAGCCAAGCCUGACCCAAACAUCCUCUAUGAUGACAGAGUGCUGCAAAGUUUAUUAACUAUUGAGGAAAGGUUUUUACCUCAGUGCUCGUAUUUCCAGCGGGUCCAGAAGGAUAUUCAGCCUUAUAUGAGACGAAUGGUUGCAGGUUGGAUGCACGAGGUGUGUGAAGAGGAGAAGAGUAAUGAAGACGUCUUCCCUUUAGCCAUUAACUAUUUGGACCGAUUUUUAGCGGUGGUGGUCACACGAAAGAACUAUCUCCAGCUCCUGGGGGCCGUGUGCAUUUUCCUGGCUUCAAAGUUAAAGGACCACAGGCCGCUGUCAGCAGAGAAGCUCUGCAUGUUCACAGACAACUCCAUCACACCACGGGAACUGCUGGAGUGGGAACUGGUCGUGCUGGGGAAGUUGAAGUGGAACAUGGCGUCGGUCAUCCCUAAUGAUUUUAUAGAGCACAUCGUACGCAGGCUGCCCCUUCCUAAAGACAAGCUGGGGAUGGUGCGAAAACACACGCAGACAUUCAUCGCCCUCUGUGCCACAGAUGACCGCCUCGCUAUGAAUCCUCCUUCCAUGAUCGCCACAGGCAGCAUGGGAGCCGCCAUCUGCGGCCUGCAGCUGGACCACGCCGACCAGAGGCUGAGUCGAGAUAACCUGACGGACCUGCUGGCCAAGAUCACCAACACAGAGGUGGACUGUUUGAGAGCUUGCCAGGAGCAAAUAGAGCGUGUGCUGGCCACCAGCCUGCAGCAGGGCCAGCAGUGCCGUCAGGAGUCGGUGAUCCGAGCGGGCAACAAGGCGAGGGAGCAGCAAGACCAGUCAAGCACCCCCACAGACGUACGGGACAUCAACUUAUGAAACCGCCCGGCUCUCACACACACACACACCACUCAUGGCAGUCAACCAAUGAACUAACAGGAGCUAAAGGAGGGGGGCGUGGUCUGCCAGUACCAGGACGCGACAUGAGUGAUGGUGUGACAAUCGAUGAACUUUUAGAUGAUAAGAAAUUUCUAGUUUUUUCUCCUUCGUUGCCCCGUUCAUACAUGGCUGGGUGUACUUUCAUGUAAUCCUACGAGCUAUUUAAGAAAUCGUUAAAAACUUGAUAGUGCCUAAGGUCUCCCAGAACGGGAACCUGAAUAUAUUUUCAUACUUGAAAAAAAAAAUAGCAUAAUUUUGUGAAAUAUACAUAUUUCCUUUGAUACAACCUAGCAUAAAAUUAUAUUAAAGUUAAUGUAUAUUUAGCUAGCAUUUAGUUAUGUUACUCUUUUAUCAUCUUUAGCGAGCAGUUAUCAAUCCACAGAUCGAUCGAUCAAGUUUUAUUCUCAACUCUGAUUCAGACGCAUUUUUUUUUCCUUGCGAGAUCUUCUCACAGCAGUGAUUUUAAAAAGAUGAUAUCACAGUACAUGGCAUUUAAACCAAGCUGAUAUCCAACCAGAGGAGUGCUACUGUAGCUAGCUGCGACCUCUCUAUGUAUCAUACUGUGCACCUGUAGCACUAAUAACUAUUUAUGCUGAAAAAAAGCAGAGGCCGGGAGUGGGCUGGGCCCGCUCACAGAGGAACGAGCAUGAGAAGGGCUGUGAGGUCUUGAGCGGAGGUUACUGUAAGAUAUGAACAGAGGAGACUUUUGACCGUCUUGAUUUCACUGCUACAUCCACAGUUUGUUCAAAAAAGGAUCAUAUGCACAUGUAUUGUCAUUCAGAUAGGCUACAUUAUUGUUGUUCUGUUCUUGCUCUGGCUUGUUAAAGAGUGAUUCAACGGUUUGAUGGAUGGUUCGCAGAGGAGUUUGAGCUCAGCUGAGCAGUUUUGACGUCGUGUCAGAAGAGGAAAAAGGAUGAUUUUGCAAGUUUGAGAGGAAAUGAGCGCAGUUCUGAGGAUUUUUCAGGAGUCAUUUUGAGGAAAAGAAACGCAUGUGGAAGUGGGGGAAGUCUGGAUUGUUUGUUGAUAGCGAAACAGCGAGGGAAGUUAACUUAAGCUAUAUAACGUUUCUGCAGUUGCAAGAUACUUGAGUGACACACAGGCGGAAGAGGAGGAGGAGGAGGAGGAGGAGGAGGAAUCCCUGAUGAGGUUUCUCCUGUUAUCAUUUUGUCAUGAUUAUUUUUUUUUUAUUUGAGAGUGGGCGGCUUGGAACAUUAUCGAUGCACUUUUAAAAACACACUCCUUAAGAUUGGUAAGGGGAUGGUGGUUGAGUAGAGUUCAGUGGGGUUGUUAGGGUCAUUUUGAAAUUCUUUUUUUUAAGUUAUUUGAUUUUUUUCGGGCUGGAUUCCCAUGGGGUAACGCACAUUGUCUUGAAAGCUACGCCCCGAUAGGUAAGUAGAGGUAGGAUAAUUGGUGUAAUAGUUUAAACUAAGAAAAGCCGAGUCGCUUGUAGACUUCGUUUUUUUUUCUUUUUUUUGUUCAUACGAUUAUUUAACCUUGAACUUGAAUUUUUUCUUUAUCCAUAGCCAAAACCUUCCAACAGUUCUUUAAAGAGUUAAGAACAUAUUGUCUCCUACAUAUACUCUUCCUUGUUUUGCUCUUUUGAUGUAAGCGUCUUUCUGAUCUGAAGUUUUUUUUUCUUUCGUUGUACAUUCGUAGGUUUCGGGUUUACACGGUGGGAAAGUGUGACUGUAUAUUACCAAUUCUUCCAUGUGCAGAAAUCCUCAUUACGUUUUAGAAAAGAAAUGUAGUUUCUAAAUUGUAUUUGUGCAUGUUCUGUUCUGUUGUCCAAAAGCCAAAUGUUUCUCCGUAAAAAAAAAAAUGCUUUAAACAGAAAAAAAUGUUUAUGCUUUUAAGGGUUUGUGUAUAAUUACAAAAGAGAUAAUUCCAAAGUGACAAAACUAGAUUAUACACAUCAUUCUCUUGCUGCUAUGAAGCUUUUUCUUUUCUAGUCUUACACAAAGAUGCCUUAUUGUGAUUCACUUGUGUGCUGCUAUAUUAUGAAAUGUCAGAUAUGUAACAAGUCUUUUUUUUUUUUUUUUUUGCUUCUCUGUUGUAUGUGUACGUCACAGUUUGGUGCGGGACUGGAAGUACUCGUGUUUAUUGAUCUGUUUGAUUAGCAUGUUUUAUUCUUUUAUUGUUUCAUUUGUAUCUUUAUAUUCUAUCAUACUCUUGCUGCUUCUUUGUUAUGUUCGUGUACCUCAGGUUAAUUUGGAUGGAUAGAGCGAGCGCUCAUCUCGCAUUACCUCAUCAAAACUUCACAUCACACACGUUGUUUUCACUCUGAAUUUAUUGGACGGGUUUCACUUUUUUUUCUGUCUGGAUGAGAGGAAAGAAGGUGCUUCUUCUCUUGAAAUCAAACAAUGUCUUCCACUGUGCAUUUAUGAGUGCCUAUACUAUAAUAUAGGGUACUUCAUAUAGGUAAGUCAAGAAGCAGCCUGUGCUGUAUGUUAUACGUGUAACAGAAAGACAAAAAAAAAAUGUUGUUUUUUUUCCUUCUUGGGAGUUUCAUCAGCAAGUUUUGAUCGGUUCAUUGGAGUCAAAUGAAAUGUUUAUUUUUUGAGGUACCCAUUUGGUCGAAUUUUAAACCACAGGAAUGUUUUGUCAUUGUUCAGUGUGGUUGUUAUUCCAAACUCCUCUCCCACGAUUCCCAUGUGCAACCACACAGCGUACCUCAAAUAUUUCUCAUCAAUAAAAUUGGCCAAAAUCA
Molecule: messenger RNA, 3868 nt
Organism: Notolabrus celidotus (New Zealand spotty)
Lineage: Eukaryota; Metazoa; Chordata; Actinopteri; Labriformes; Labridae
Product: G1/S-specific cyclin-D2-like
Exons: 5
Coding region: 217-1101 (294 amino acids)
Biological process (GO): mitotic cell cycle phase transition; regulation of cyclin-dependent protein serine/threonine kinase activity; positive regulation of G1/S transition of mitotic cell cycle
Cellular component (GO): cyclin-dependent protein kinase holoenzyme complex; nucleus; cytoplasm
Molecular function (GO): cyclin-dependent protein serine/threonine kinase regulator activity
Source: RefSeq, a predicted model, not a curated record